Molecule: messenger RNA, 522 nt
Organism: Vicia villosa (hairy vetch)
Lineage: Eukaryota; Viridiplantae; Streptophyta; Magnoliopsida; Fabales; Fabaceae
Exons: 3
Coding region: 1-522 (173 amino acids)
Source: RefSeq, a predicted model, not a curated record
AUGGUAUCAGGAGCAAUAUCUCCACCAUUGACUUCCGCUUCAUCUUCUACUUCUUCUGGCUAUGUUCAAUCAAAGGGGACUGAUGUUAAAGAGAUUGAACACAUCAAAACUUUACUAGAUGAAAAAUUCAGCAUUAAGGAUUUGGGAGUUCUCAAAUAUUUUCUGGGACUUGAAGUAGCAAGGACAAAAGCUGGAGAAACUAUCUCUAAUCCUACAGCAUAUAGAAGACUCAUUGGAAGAUUGCUGUAUUUGACUCACAGCAGGCCUGACAUUGCUUACACUGUAAGCAAACUUAGUCAGUCCCUUGAUGCACCAACCAAUGAACAUAUGCUGGCAGGAUUACACACUCUCAGAUAUCUCAAACAAUGCCCUAGACAAGGAUUGUUUUUCAGUGCUGAUUCGCCUCUUUACCUUAAAGGUUUUUCAGACUCAGAUUGGGCUUGUCCAGACACCAUAAGAUCUACCACAAGUUUUUGCUUCUUUCUUGGAAACUCUUUAAUUAGCUGGAAAAGUAAGAAGUAA